Cyphellophora attinorum is the source of this 732-nucleotide messenger RNA. RefSeq lists its product as uncharacterized. The record is from RefSeq and is a predicted model, not a curated record. Bases 1 to 732 code for a protein of 243 amino acids. The transcript has 2 exons. Lineage: Eukaryota; Fungi; Ascomycota; Eurotiomycetes; Chaetothyriales; Cyphellophoraceae.
AUGCACAACAUUACCAUCAUCAAGACAUUCUUGGUCGGACUAUUAGCUUCGGUGCCCCUCGCUCAUGCAUUGGGCGUUAGCGAUUUCGUCGACUUUGAGAAGCGGCAUGUUGGUUCUUUAGCUUCCGUUGCAAGCAGGGCCGUCAGGGCCGCCGUUGCAGAUAUUGUUCCAGAGAAGCGCGAGGCUCUCGAUGAGUUUGACAAUUUGCUCGACAAGCGCGAGCCACAUCACACCGAAGCUCAGAUUGCUGCCAAGAAGGCAGCCAAGGGUGGCAAGAACAAGAACAACAAGCGCCAGCCUCCGGAUGAGUUCGGUCCCUGGGACAGCGACUGUGAUGAGUUCGGGUGCUGGACGGACCCAGUAGAGAAACGCGAACCUCACCACACCGAGGCCCAGAUUGCGGCCAAGAAGGCUGCUAACGGUGGCAAGAAGAACAACAAGCGCCACCACACUGAGGCUCAAAUUGCAGCGAAGAAGGCUGCUAAUGCUGGCAAGAACAAGAACAACAAACGUCAGCCUCCGGAUGAGUUCGGUCCCUGGGACAGCGACUGCGAUGAGUUCGGGUGCUGGACAGACCCGGUAGAGAAGCGCGAGCCUCACCAUACCGAGGCCCAAAUCGCUGCAAAGAAAGCGGCCAAAGGCAAGAAGGGCAACAACAAGCGUGAGCCUCAUCACACCGAGGCUCAGAUUGCGGCUAAGAAAGCUGCGGGCAAAGGCAAAAAGCAGAACUGA